UUUUUCUGAAGGUUUUCUCGUGAAUUAAAUUUCAGUAGUGACGAUGUUCCAGAUCGGGACAUUGCGCACUUGCUGGCGCAAGUUCGGUUUAGAUUCAGUUCGUCGCUUGUCCGUUUCCUCGGUUAAUCAUGAAAAAAUCGAGGUAUUCAUUGACGACAAGCCUGUCAUGGUCGAGCCAGGGACGACUGUUCUUCAGGCCGCGGCUAUGGUUGGAGUUGAAAUUCCGAGAUUCUGCUACCACGAUCGUCUCAGUGUUGCUGGAAACUGCAGGAUGUGUCUCGUGGAAGUUGAGAAAUCUGUGAAGCCUGUUGCGGCGUGCGCCAUGCCGGUAAUGAAGGGUUGGCGAAUUAAGACAAAUUCGCCGAUGACGAGGAAAGCACGCGAGGGGGUCAUGGAAUUCUUGCUUGUCAACCACCCUUUGGAUUGCCCCAUUUGCGAUCAGGGCGGGGAAUGCGAUCUUCAGGAUCAAUCAAUGGCUUUCGGAUCUGAUCGCUCUCGUUUCACUGACAACGCGUUCAGUGGAAAACGUGCCGUGGAGGAUAAGAACAUGGGACCGUUGAUCAAGACGUACAUGACUCGUUGCAUCCACUGCACGCGAUGCAUCAGAUUUGCGUCCGAAGUAGCAGGAGUGGAAGACUUGGGAACGACUGGACGCGGAUCUGACAUGCAGGUCGGAACUUACGUGGAGAAAAUGCUGUCGUCGGAAUUGUCGGGGAACGUCAUUGACUUGUGUCCCGUCGGCGCCUUGACGUCGAAGCCGUACGCCUUCACUGCGCGUCCCUGGGAGACCCGAAAAACCGAAAGCGUCGACGUGAUGGACGCCCUUGGAUCCAACAUCGUUGUGACGCAUCGGACGAAUGAAGUGUUGAGGAUUAUCCCGAAGAUGAACGAGGAAGUGAACGAGGAAUGGUUGAGUGACAAAUCUCGUUUCGCUUACGAUGGACUGAAGAAUCAGCGUCUCACGUUGCCCAUGGUGAAGGACAAGACGGGCGAACUCGUGCCGGUUGAAUGGGAAGACGCGCUGAUGGUUGCUGCGAAAGCGCUCAAGCAGGCCAACAACAAGGUGGCAGCAGUGGCCGGAGGAUUUGCAGACGCAGAAGCUCUGAUUGCAGUGAAAGACCUGGUGAAUCGUUUGGGAGGCGAGGAUUGUUGCACGGAAGAAAUUUUCCCGAUGGGGGGUUCGGGCACCGAUUUCAGAUCUAGUUACCUCAUGAACUCGCGCAUUGCUGGGGUCGAAGAGGCAGACGUGGUCCUAUUCAUUGGAACAAAUCCCCGUUUUGAAGCUCCGAUUUUCAAUGCGAGAGUUAGGAAAUGCUGGAUUCACAACGAUCUUGAAGUUGGCCUCAUUGGGCCGAAGGUGGACUUGACCUAUGAUUACACGCAUGUUGGCGAAGACGCCAAGAGUUUGGAAGCCCUGAUGACUGGCAAGCAUCCAUUUGCAAAGCUUAUGUUGCAAGCCAAAAAGCCGGUUUUCGUCGUGGGAUCUUCUCUGCUGCAGAGGUCCGAUGGUCAAGCCAUUCUAGACAAGAUCCGCGGGAUGGCUGAGAAGCUUCGAGGUGCUGGCAAUGCCGAGCGUUCCUGGAAGAUCGUUAAUGUGCUGCACCGAGUAGCUUCUCAGGUGGCUGCCCUGGAUCUGGGUUACAAAGCCGGCGUAUCAGCGAUUCGCGAGAAUGCACCCAAUGUCUUGGUGAUGCUCGGCGCCGACGAAGGCGCCGUCACGCGCAACGACGUCCCCAAUGCUUUCGUCAUCUACGUCGGGCAUCAUGGCGACAGAGGAGCGGAAAUGGCGGACGUCAUCCUGCCAGGGGCCGCCUACACGGAAAAGCAAGCCACGUACGUGAACACGGAAGGCCGAGCUCAGCAGACUUACCCUGCUGUGUCCCCGCCUGGCCUGGCCCGAGAAGACUGGAAGGUCAUUCGUGCUCUGUCGGAGAUUUUGGGGGAAACGCUGCCUUACGAUGACCUGAACGGCAUUCGAGCCCGGAUGGAGGAAGUGGCGCCGCACUUGACGAGGUUCAACGCUGUGGAGGAGGCUAAUUACGUCUCGGAAGCCGUGGCGUUGGCGGACGCCAAGGCGGCCAUUUCCUCGGACCCGUUCAAAGUCAAUCAAAUGGAGCUGAAGGAUUUUUAUAUGACUGAUGCGAUUUCGAGGGCGUCCAAGACGAUGGCCAAGUGCGUGCAGGCGGUGAAGAAGCAGGCCGUAGCGGAGAAUUGAAGUCGGUGUAGAGAGGAGAGAAGAGAGAAACUAAAUCAGUGUUUGGUGAUAUAUUUCUCCGGAGUAUGCAGCACUGAGCGGCGCUUUUUUCUGAAACGCGGAUGCCGACUGAAAUCUUGAGUCUUUUCCCUGUGCUCCUUUUAGGCGUUGUAUUGAGGAACGAAAACGAAAUGUCAUUGCUUUUAUGGUGAA
This is a messenger RNA of Notodromas monacha, 2407 nucleotides long. The record is from the annotation of a GenBank genome assembly. NCBI's taxonomy places the organism in Eukaryota, Metazoa, Arthropoda, Ostracoda, Podocopida, Cyprididae.